This is a messenger RNA of Uncinocarpus reesii 1704, 462 nucleotides long. RefSeq names its product ubiquitin. Lineage: Eukaryota; Fungi; Ascomycota; Eurotiomycetes; Onygenales; Onygenaceae. Gene Ontology annotation, biological process: translation; modification-dependent protein catabolic process; protein ubiquitination. The coding region runs from base 1 to 462 and encodes 153 amino acids. The record is from RefSeq and is a predicted model, not a curated record. Gene Ontology annotation, molecular function: protein tag activity; ubiquitin protein ligase binding; structural constituent of ribosome. Gene Ontology annotation, cellular component: ribosome; nucleus; cytoplasm. The transcript has 3 exons.
AUGCAGAUUUUCGUCAAGACCCUCACGGGUAAGACCAUCACCCUAGAGGUGGAGUCUUCCGACACAAUCGACAACGUCAAGACCAAGAUUCAAGACAAGGAGGGUAUCCCCCCCGACCAGCAACGUCUCAUCUUCGCCGGCAAGCAGCUCGAAGACGGCCGCACCCUUUCGGAUUAUAACAUCCAAAAGGAGUCCACCCUCCACCUCGUCCUCCGUCUGCGCGGUGGUGCCAAGAAGAGAAAGAAGAAGGUCUACACCACCCCCAAGAAGAUCAAGCACAAGCGCAAGAAGACCAAGCUGGCUGUGCUCAAGUACUACAAAGUCGAUGCCGAUGGCAAGAUUGAGCGCUUGAGACGCGAGUGUCCUGCUCCUGAGUGCGGUGCUGGUGUUUUCAUGGCUGCCAUGCACAACCGUCAAUACUGUGGCAAGUGCCAUCUCACCUACGUCUUUGAUGAGAAAUAG